Molecule: messenger RNA, 600 nt
Organism: Closterium sp. NIES-65
Lineage: Eukaryota; Viridiplantae; Streptophyta; Zygnematophyceae; Desmidiales; Closteriaceae
Source: the annotation of a GenBank genome assembly
AUGACGUCGCGACUCGGAGGCGGCUUGCUCCUCGUAGCAGUCAUGUGCGUGGCGGCGGCGUGCGCUCCGACGAGCUGCGCGCAGCCUCCUCCGCCGACGAAGGCGCAGCUGCGCGCGGAGCUGCAGAGCAUGGCGAAGAGCAUCGUGAAGCGUUACCCGCAGUACUCGCGAUACGCGCAGGACGCCACCAAAUACAUCAACUUCGCACUGAACUCCAAGUACGACCUGUCGGCGCUGCGAGACGCGUCCAUCCUCAUCCCCAACAACGUGCAGGCAGAAGCCCUCGCUAAGAGAAUCCCCGCUAAGAGCAGCAGCAUCCCCACACUGUACAACAUCACAGCGUUCCACAUCCUGCGCCGCCGAAUGACCCUCCCGCAGAUGAGGCAGGUGAAGCUGCGGACAGCGAUAGGCACUCAGCUGAGGCAGCCGCUCUUCAAGAUGACGCCGAUGGGAAACAACAGCGCUGUGUCGUUUGCUAGGGGGCCGUACUUGAAGGCAGACCAGUGGACCACCAUUCGCAUCCCGGGGCUGUAUGUGGGGCGAUGGUUCAUUGCCCAUGGGGUGGAUCGGGUGAUCAUUCCCACUUACACCAAAGUAUGA